ACUUAGAGUCUUAGGUAGUAGCUCACAAUGGCAGGCACUAAGCUAGUAGCACUUGGGUUCAUUGUCCUCAUGAGCAUGGGGAUAGCUAAUGCUGUGAGGGUGGCUAGAUACUCUAGUGCUGAUGGAACGGGUACAGGAGGUGGUUGGGGUGGCGGGUAUGUGAAUGGUGGUGGCUCAGGAUUUGGGAGUGGCACGGGGUCUGGUGAGAGCGUUUCGGGUGGUGCCCAUGCAUCUGCUGGAGGCGGUGGUGGAGGCGGCGGCGCUAGCCAAUACAAUGGGUCUGGGUACGGUGGAGGGUCUGGAUCAGGUUCAGGUUCUAGUCAAAAUAGUCAGGAUGGAGGAUCUAGUUAUGGAGAAUCUUCCAGUGCUGGUGGUACCGGUGGCGGCGGCGGUGGAGGACAAGGUAAUGGUAAUUGGGGAUCUAGUGGUCAUGGCGAAGGUAGUGGCACUGGAUCUGGUUCGAGCUAUGCUAACACGUACUGGUCUGGGCCAAGUUAUGCAAAUGCCAACGCUAAUGGCAAUGGCGCUGGCAAAGGCAAUGGUGAGAAUGGUGGAAGUGGUGGUGGUCAGGGAGCUGGAUCUGGGUUUGGUGAUGCCAACCCCUAGUUUCUGCUGCCUGGUCACAUCAAUUGUGUGGAGCCCAACUUUUGUUGUUUCACGGCACAACUUUUAUCAUCGUAAUUUCAUUACAUUAUAAAUUUAGUAGAUGCAAGUUAAUAAUAAAAGGGCUCCACCGCUCCAGUCAAUAUGUAUAAUGUAGAGUCCUAGUGUAAGGUCGGUGCAACUUCUGAUGAGGAGACGCACGUGUUGUAACCAUGCGGAUAUUUCAGAGGAAUAAUAUUCUCCUGUCAUUUUCUCAACGUUCUCUGUAAUCUUGUAUGCUUAUCAAUGCAAUGGUGGUCCUUUAUUGUUUACUCA
Messenger RNA from Panicum virgatum (switchgrass), 918 nucleotides. RefSeq names its product glycine-rich cell wall structural protein 2-like. The record is from RefSeq and is a predicted model, not a curated record. The transcript has a single exon. Bases 28 to 606 code for a protein of 192 amino acids. NCBI's taxonomy places the organism in Eukaryota, Viridiplantae, Streptophyta, Magnoliopsida, Poales, Poaceae.